UUGUGCUGUGUUCUAAUUAAAUAUACAUAGUUUAAUUGCCUUGUAACGAUUCAUAAUUUGGCGGCUGUCCAAAUCCUUGGAUUCAGUGUUUGUUCAUACCAGAAGGUGGCGCAUUUUGUAAUAAGACAUGACUUGUAAACCUUCGAAGAUUACUUUGUGUUGAGAAACUUAAAGUCUAUGUAUGUCCACACAAUUGAAUUGGUCAGUAGUGGGGUGCGGCACAUGGUGUUAUUUUAUUUGCAAACAAAUGGAUUAAAAUUCCGAAUGUUUGUUUCCAACCAACAGGAAGUAGUUCUCAGUGACUGAUUAAUGGACUUCGACACACGUACAAACGCUUUACUGACAGUGAAACUGAUUCACCCAGACCCAGAAAAUGAUCUCAUCACAACUGCUACCCCCAUUCCCUCGUUCACGCUCUCUUCCGCUCCCUCCCUUCCCUUCUUUUUCCUCACUCGUUCCAGAACAGACACAUCCCUCUUGUUUUAAAUCAAAACAAGCCCUCCUCCUUGGCAGUCGAGGCUGCUUGAAACUGUCACAAACCAUGAGAACUCACAAGAUGCUCCAAUGGAGGAUAAAUGUAAAAUGCAUUCAUGUUAUUUUCAAAAACAAAUUGCUAUUGCAUAAAAAAAAAGGGUACAAUUUUAUUCGUGUUGUUUUGAUAGUCGUGUCAACCAACGACUCUUUGUUUACAGACUCCUCAAGGCCCCAAGCAGUUGAUCCACAUAAUGGGAUGUGCCACCGCGUCGCUCGGCUGCCUUAAGCCCCGCGGCAGGUCAACAUCUUGAACGCAGGAGGCGGCGCGGCAUGGGCCGAGUUUCUCCGUGGCAGUGCGUUGGCUCGCUGCCGCUCAGAGGUGCUGAUUUGAUCUUGAAGGAGACAAACACGCGGCCACACGUGGAUGAUUGCGGGCCAUCAGGAUCCGGCGGCCAGGGGGCGCGUUGACUGUUCGGAACGAGAAAUCGGUCUUCGCUCGCCGAGACCCAACUGCAACACGCAUCCACGCGCCACGGCCGGCCGCGGCCACUUCGCAUCCCGCUAUGCCCGUGACAGCGGCACAAAGACUGGCCUCCACCAACCGCACAUGCACUACGGCAUGGGUGCGUCGACACGCUUACUGCGCUUUAUUUUGCAGAUGAGGAUUUGGAACGCGGUUGCGCAAUGAGGCGAUCUGGAAUCAAGUAAGACUUUUAUUGAUACAUAAUCCGACAAUAUGGCCGAUCAGAGCAAUAUCCAGUCCGCCGCCUCCAAGAGCAUCCGGCCCUUUAAAUCCAGUGAAGAGUACCUGUACGCCAUGAAGGAGGACCUGGCGGAAUGGCUGAACACUCUUUACGACCUGGACCUGAGCGCGGAAACCUUCAUGGAUGGCCUGGAGACGGGCUGCGCCUUGUGUCGGCACGCCAACAACGUCAACCGAGCCGCCCUAGACUUCCAGCUGGAGUACCCUGAGGCGGCCCAGUCCAUGAAGCUGCCCCGCAAAGACGUUGUCUUCCAGUCUCGCAACGUCAGUGCGGGUUCGUUCUUGGCUCGGGACAACGUGUCCAAUUUCAUCAGCUGGUGUCGCCGGGAGCUGUGGAUCAAGGACGUGCUCAUGUUUGAAACCAACGACUUGGUGGAAAGAUGCAACGAGAAGAAUUUCGUCUUGUGUCUGCUUGAAGUGGCGCGGCGCGGCGCCAAGUUCGGCAUGUUGGCCCCUAUGCUCAUCCAGCUGGAGGAGGAGAUCGAAGAGGAGAUCCGAGACCAGCAGGGUGGCCUGCAGAUGGACCCCGGAGAGCCACCGGAGGUGCAGAGCCCACCCGGCAGGUGCUUCGGACGCAGGGAGAGCAACCACAGUGUGGAAGACGAGCCUGAGCCGGAACCUUUCGUGUGGCCCCAGAAGAGAGUUUUGUGUGACAUGAGAAAUUUGGACGAGUUGGUUCGUGAGAUUCUGGGCCGGUGUUCCUGUCCAGCUCAGUUUCCUAUGAUCAAGGUGUCGGAAGGAAAGUACAAAGUGGGGGACUCCAGUGCCCUAAUCUUCAUAAGGGUCCUUCGUACCCAUGUAAUGGUGCGCGUUGGAGGGGGCUGGGACACAUUGGAACACUAUUUGGACAAGCAUGACCCAUGUCGCUGUGCUGCCUUUGCCCAUCGGUAUCAUCAGGCCAAGGCCAGCAGCCAAAAUCAGGGAGGCCAGAGUAAAUCCUCAAGCGCCCAUUCUUCCCGCUCCACAAGUCCUGGUCCACACUGGCGAAACGAUGGCAUGGCACCUUACAAAACACCCGACAGACGCUCGCUGGAGCCCUCAUCCACACCUUGUGCCUCAACCGCUUCCGCAAGGCCAAGCCACCCUCAGAACUCCUCUGCUCCCGCUGAAACAGAACCUCGUACCGGUCUUCCACGGCCACCCAGAGAUCGCUCAGAACCACGCCAAUUCAACCCACUGAGAAAUAGGGAGACAAUGUUGCCGGUGACCAGACGUCUCUCUGGAGACAGUGACUCUUCCACAGCGUCCUCCAAAGGAGGAGGAGGAGGACGUCUGUCUCUUAGCGGGACAUCACAUCGCUCUAGUGAGGAGGUUGUCUUACUUGUCAAUCGCAAAGAAGGCAAGCAUGUGAUUGAGAGGCCCGCAAACCCGAGCGCACCACGUAGCUCGUUGCCCCGUGCACGCAGCCAGUCUCGGGAACGCUCAGUGCUCCCAUCUGCGCUGAAACCUAACCCACCUCCGGCAUCUGAUGGGCUACGACGCGCACGGACGGAAAGGGGCAGAUCUCUUGGUAACGAUGGUCCCAGAAGGCUACACGCUCCUCGUUCCCAAAGCCAGAGUAGAGUACCUGGCCACGCUCGAUCCAGCGAAGCCAUAGCAGGACCUGGCCCCGGCCUACCAGCAGAAAGACGAGAGGACUCUCGCAAUAAACAAGUGCCCCCGUCGUCUCCCAGACUAGGUGGUGUGUUGUCCAAGAGGCAGUCAGCCUCAUGCUCCAACUCACCCAUUAAAGGAGUACAAACCAACAACAAUAACAGCCCCAGUAAGAAGACAAUAAUCACUCCCAGACCCCCUCGCAUACCCUCCACGGCAAAAGCCAAACUUCUGCCCCCAGUCACUCCAGGAGGACGACGAUCCCCUCAUUCAUUGCCCCGGAACUCUCACUAUCAUGCCGCCCACCCUCCUCGACCGUCCCAUGGCACUCGACCAAACGGGCGAGGCCUCAGUAGAACCUGGUCCGGUCUGGACCGUCAGGGUCCUGAGGAGGAAAAACUGGGCUGUGGUUUCCAGAUGCUGCCAACCUUGGACCCCCAGAGAGAACAGGACCUGUAUCGCAGCUUUGAGGCCGAGUAUUUAGCCAACACACAACAAGCCAGAGGAGUGUCGAAAAGAGAAAUGGGCCAGCAUGUUGCGAGAACCCCUUCGGUACCAGUGCUCACUGAUUCUAAUGUCACAGAUUCUGCUUAUUCAUCCUCUAACUCCUCCUCGUCCUCCUUGAACGUGGGUGCAAAGCAUGGAGCCCUGCCGGACCUCAGGGAGUCCAAAAGGGCUAACCCCUGUCACUUUCCCCUAGAGGACCCCUUGAAUUUACUUUACAGACACAACAUUGGUCAAGGGGAGGCAGAACACUGGAGGGAGCACGGCGGGGGUCUCAAGAAACUCCCAGCCAUCUCGAGCAACACAGGGCAGAAAACACCCCUUUCUUGUCCCGGAGACACUAACAGGCUGGUGAAUCAGGUUGCUCCUCAAACUGUCAACUGUACAAAUAUGAAUGGAGACCAUGGGGGACAACAAGAUAAUGAAUGGCACAAAAAUCCACAAGGAGGUAUUCCUCCAGAGGCUCACCAGCCAAACUUACCAUAUGAUGUACAGAAUAGUAACGGGAGUGAUGACCUCCCACCCCCAGAGGCCUGUGAUUGCUCCUACCAGGACUCCUCCAGUGAAAACUCUUCAAUGUGCUUGAGCCUAAGCGAAUCCCACUCGGAAUCUCCCCCACCCACGUCUCCCCUGGCCAAUGGCAACACGGGUGGAGAAGGAAUAGUCGCCGUCGCCCCUAUUUCAAAACACAAACUUGCAACCAGAAUGAGGCCUCGCGUCAACAACGGCCCAGCAAACAACCCCUCCCGCAUCCCCACACUUGUCAGCUUCAGAGACGCGCAGGUUCGCGACACACUUUCGCCCUGCCACACGCCACCCCUUUCCCCUCAUAACUCCCACCCUGCCACCUGCAACAUCUUGCACCAGGCCAUUACUGAUGUGGUUCAACCUUGCUCUCCUGCCAUGGGCAACAAGGAUCGCACCUUCCCUGGAAAGCCAGGGAGCCUGGACACUGAAGCUUGCAUGUAGCACAGAGAGAGCUGUUGGGAAUAACACCAGGGGCGGUUGUCCUUACUGUUGACUACUGUGUAAAAAGUAUAUACAUACUUUGGACUGAGCUAUAGACUUUUUAAGUGCAUGUCACUUUGCUUUUAUUUUGCACUCUAGCCAAAUCAUUUAUUACCAAAGGAAUGGUGUUUAACAUGUUUUUUACUAUCAAGGUGUGCUUGGGGAACAUUUUGCCUAUAAUAAGGUGGUUUUGCUUGUGAUAUUUAACAGGGCGAAGGAGAGAGAACAUAUGUGCUGCCAUGAACCCCAAUGAGGGCUAGGUAUGGUUAAGUGCCAGAGAUUUUAAAGCUGCAAUUUUUCCAAACUCAAAACCUUAGUCAAUUUUAUUGGCGCCCUCUUGUGGUUUUCCACGGCCUUGCAAGUAAAACCUUUUAUUUUCCCUUACUAUAAUAUCCAUGGGUUAGAUUGUCUUUGAUGGAGUGCAAUGGUUUAGUUUAUACUUUUUUUUUUUAAUAACUGUAUGGGCCAAUGAAGGUUAUAUUGCUUUGUCGUCAUUUUCACUGACAAAAAUGUGGAGUUUUCCGCCUCCAACUCAACUACUUAGGAACCCACACAUGUACAGGUUUCAAUUGCAUAGUAGUGGAUGAAUGUGUAAAUACAUGUUUAUGUGCCCACAGAGGAAUGUGGGUGCUUUGUAUAUAAGAAUGCAUUGAACAUGAUGUACAUAUUGGCUGCCUUAGCUAUGCAAUAUCGGGUGGUGAAAUGCCUUGAUGGUUCCCUUUGCCUUAAAAUAUUUUCACAAGUUAGGUUUUGAAUGUUUCUUUCAAAAAUCACAACACUACAUUGCUACCAUUAAUGGUUAAUUAAAUUGCUGGAAUUGAAUAAGAAUGUUCAAAACUGAAAGGGCCAUUGCCUAGUUUGUGUCCAUGGAUCCUGUUCAUUUUGACUGAAAAAAAAACACAGAAGGAAGAAUUAAACCUAAUAGUUAGGAUGUUGCCAUUAGGUACUAAGUUAUAUACAACAUUUUAUUUUGUAAAAAAUAUGGAAUUGUUGUGUCAGUGCCCGACAGACCAAAUUGUUGAAAAAUGGUUCACACUACUUCUAUUUCAUGUCACAAUGUUUUUAUUUGUUUUUGUUUUUUAACAAACAUAAUCAUCUCCAGAGACAUUGCAAGGAAUUGAUACAUUGACUGGGGUUAAAAGGAUUGUGCAUAUGUUUGUGUACAUACUGUAUGGGUGGGAUGAAAGAGGGGUUAAUGUUGGUUUUAUUUAUUUAUUUAUAAAGUGAUGUCUUAUUGGACUUGCGUGGCAUCCUUGGCCAAGGUACUGUAAAUGAAAUCUGUCUUGAAAGAAAUUAACCAAAUAAUUGUCCUAUCUGUAAAAAAAAAAAAAAAAUUCAUUAUUGCUCUACAUUGAGUUUUAGUUCAGAUUAAUUGAAAGACAUUUAUUAGAAAUCGUCACUGUUUCAAUCCAUUAGUAGGGGUAAAUAUAUGCUUGUAACAUUCCUAAAAGUUUAAAUUGAGAAAAUCUUAUACAUACUACUUUCAUUUGGUUUUGAUAGCGGUCUACCCAGUUGGAAAAGUAUGACUUUUUCAAAACACUUGUCUAGGUUAUCAAUCCCAGAAAAAAAGGGGAUUAUUCUAUCUGCCCCAACCAGCAAAAUCUGAAUGUUCAUAAUUUCUUGUUUGCUAAUGUUCUCACUUGAAUCAAUCCAUUAAAUGCACUAAAUUGUGAAACUUUGAUGUACAAAUGUCAGCAAUACUUCAUUUUUUUCGAAGGUGAAAAUUCUGCUCUUCUAAUAAAUACUUUCCUUCUGAACGUCA
Syngnathus typhle (broad-nosed pipefish) is the source of this 6104-nucleotide messenger RNA. RefSeq names its product growth arrest-specific 2 like 1 (gene gas2l1). The coding region runs from base 1211 to 4303 and encodes 1030 amino acids. NCBI's taxonomy places the organism in Eukaryota, Metazoa, Chordata, Actinopteri, Syngnathiformes, Syngnathidae. Gene Ontology annotation, biological process: protein localization to microtubule plus-end; regulation of microtubule polymerization or depolymerization; microtubule bundle formation. The transcript has 6 exons. The record is from RefSeq and is a predicted model, not a curated record. Gene Ontology annotation, molecular function: cytoskeletal adaptor activity; actin filament binding; microtubule binding. Gene Ontology annotation, cellular component: stress fiber; actin filament; cytoplasm.